UCUCUUGUUUGCAGCAUCCCUUGAGCAGCCUCUGUUCUGUGAAAUACAAGAAAGGGCAAGACGGGGGCGGUACAUGCUAGGAGGCAACCGGAGACCGGGAUAGGGAUCUCUGUGAGGCUGGCGGGAUAGGGUUACUCUGGUAUGUGGAGGUUAUCUUCAGAAAAAAUGGCUGUUUCUUCAAUGUAAACAGCCUGAGCUCUACCUGCAUUGCUAAAGGGGGGAACAGAAGAGGAGGAGGUGGAGGAGGAGGGGCAGCCGCUGGAGGAAAUGCUGCCUCUUCCAAUGAUAUUUUCCCUUCUUUAGCUAGCCCCGGCCUGCAUGCCUGCAGCAGCUCACCUCUGAAGUCAUGCAUGUUGUAUGUUGAGCAUUACUCUCAAGAUCUUAUCACCAAAGUUUCCUCAACAGCUUCCACAGCAGACCUCAAACCAGAGGGAAGACAGCUGCAUCCAAAAUGAGACACGCCAGAGGCUGAGAAACUGCAACGACAUCCAGUCAGAGAUUAAAAAAACACAUCCUUCAGUUAAAACAGUUACACCUGACCAUGGCUGUAACUGCAGCUAAGACCACUUCAAGUUUGCUUUCCACAACUUCCACAGCCACCACGGCCCCCUCCCUCCUCACGACGAGCGUGGGCGCCAGAGACAAUGUCACCUCCAGAACAACAUUAAUGACUGUUACCAUAACAACAAAUGAGACCAGCUUUAACGCCACCUCGUUUCCAGAGGCCAUGAUCGAGGGCUCAGGAAUGGGAAUGGUGCUUGUCCCAUUUGGUAUCAUCACUGUUAUCGGGCUAGCAGUGGCAAUCAUGCUGUAUAUUCGGAAACGGAAGCGGUUGGAGAAGCUGAGGCACCAGCUCAUGCCCAUGUACAAUUUCGACCCGGCUGAAGAACAAGACGACCUGCUUGAACAGGAACUGCUCGACCAUGGGCGGGAAGGCAGCCUCACAGGUCCUAAUGCCAAGACUCUCACGACCUCCCAAGGGACCACGCAGAGGCCCAGUCGUCUGGUCUUCACGGAUGUAGCCAAAGCUCUCAACGCUUAACAGCUCUUUUAUUAGUUGAUUUCAGCUCGUGGGGCCCACUGGCCCCUUUGACAUAUACACAGACUGCUGCUCAGGAAGGAAAACAAAGGGAAAACCGGACUGUUCUUUGAGAGCUGCUGUGAACACUUCAUUUCUAUGACACAGAACGUGACAUGACAGUGGUUUUCAAUUAUUAAAAAAAUGUGCAUGUAUGAUAAAGGGAGCAUAAUGGGUGGCAUCACAUUUGAUCUUGCACUGUUAUAAGGCACACAAAUGCAGUGUGAUAAACUUUUAUGAAUCAUGUUGUGUUAUUGCUGUUCAAAUGUUUGGUAGCUUGUCAGUGAAGUUCUUCUGAGCUUCAGUAUCUUCUUCCAUAUUUGAUAAGAGAGAAGUGUACAUUUGUGUUCAACUGAUUGUGUGGUCUUGCGUCUCUGACAAGCUUGAACCUUGGAUGUGUUAUCAUCCUUUACUAAACUGUUCCUUGAUUUGUUUCUUCUUUUUGAGUAAUGAAGGAUUGUUUCUGUCUGUAUACAAUAAAACUAU
Messenger RNA from Cheilinus undulatus (humphead wrasse), 1564 nucleotides. RefSeq lists its product as uncharacterized. The transcript has 5 exons. The coding region runs from base 542 to 1042 and encodes 166 amino acids. Lineage: Eukaryota; Metazoa; Chordata; Actinopteri; Labriformes; Labridae. The record is from RefSeq and is a predicted model, not a curated record.